Messenger RNA from Strigops habroptila (Kakapo), 1523 nucleotides. RefSeq names its product transcription elongation factor A2 (gene TCEA2). Gene Ontology annotation, biological process: DNA-templated transcription; transcription elongation by RNA polymerase II. The transcript has 11 exons. Bases 230 to 1231 code for a protein of 333 amino acids. The record is from RefSeq and is a predicted model, not a curated record. Gene Ontology annotation, molecular function: zinc ion binding; nucleic acid binding. Gene Ontology annotation, cellular component: nucleus. Lineage: Eukaryota; Metazoa; Chordata; Aves; Psittaciformes; Psittacidae.
CCGCGAGCCGCCCGCCCUGCUUGAGGGACCGGGGAUUGCGGUGGGCACCGGACAGCCACCGACAGCUCCCCCCCGUCCCGGCCGGUCCCCGGGGACCCGCCGCCGCGGGCAGCGGCGCGAUGGGCGGGGAGGAGGAGAUCGUGCGCAUCGCCCGGCGGCUGGACAAGAUGGUGGCCAAGAAGAGCGCGGAUGGUUGCCUGGAGUACCUGUUUGUUGCUCUAGUUUUUGCAUGGAUCCUCAUUUGCUGCCAGUGUGCCAAGUGACUCCAUUUCUGAUAACGGAGACAGGAACCACCGGCUCAUUUUGUAUGUUAAGGGCUGGAUUUAAUGGAGUCCUUUUGGCUGCUGGAGGAACGGGAAGGUGUGAAACUGCCCGAGUGGGAAGCUGCUCAUUCUGGGAUGGUGCAAUGGAUUUACUGAAAGAACUGAAAAGCAUGCCUAUGACUUUGGACUUGCUGCAGUCCACCCGCAUUGGGAUGUCAGUGAAUGCACUGAGGAAGCAGAGCACAGAUGAAGAAGUGAUAUCUCUUGCCAAAUCCCUCAUCAAAUCUUGGAAGAAACUCCUAGAUGCUUCUGAGGACAAAAGUGAGGAGAAAAAGAAAGGCCUGUCCUUGCCAACAUCCUCCUCGAAGGAGACUGGUAACUCAAGAGACCAAAGCUCCAACAAAAGGCAGGAGCCUCCAAAGACUCCGACCACCCCCAAAAUCACCACCUUCCCCCCGGCGCCCGUCACCUGCGACGCUGUCCGCAACAAAUGCAGAGAGAUGCUGACAGCAGCUCUGCAGGCUGAUGAUGACUAUAUUGCCAUUGGUGCUGACUGUGAGCACAUAGCAGCCCAGAUUGAAGAAUGCAUAUACCAGGAUGUCAAGAACACCGACAUGAAGUACAAGAACCGGGUGAGGAGCCGCAUCUCCAAUCUGAAGGACUCCAAAAACCCUGAGCUGAAGAAGAACGUGCUGUGUGGGGCCAUCACCCCUGAGCAGAUCGCAGUGAUGACCUCGGAGGAAAUGGCCAGUAAUGAGCUGAAAGAGAUCAGGAAAGCCAUGACCAAAGAAGCGAUCCGGGAGCAUCAGAUGGCCAAGACGGGAGGGACACAGACCGACCUCUUCACCUGUGGGAAGUGCAAGAAGAAGAACUGCACCUACACCCAGGUGCAGACCCGCAGCUCCGACGAGCCCAUGACCACCUUCGUCGUGUGCAACGAGUGUGGGAAUCGCUGGAAGUUCUGCUGAUACGUGCCAUGGCCUGAGAGCAGCAGCCUCAAGCAGCUCAGAGCGUGACCUCCAUAUACCAGCUCCAGUUGUGUUCUGUGUCCCAAGUGAGUUUGCAUUGUCACACGCUGAGAGAGCAGCAGGGGGGGAGGCUUCUUCUCCACAUGGGCCUCAGUAGAGAGCUACAGCCACGGGCUGCUGGGGGGAGCUCACUGCACACACGUAGUUAUUUGCUCAUCUAAGCGAGACUGGUCACUUCUUUUCCUUCAAAACUAAUAUUAAACAUUUUUGUCAGUUUCUGACUUUUAUUUGA